Molecule: messenger RNA, 4004 nt
Organism: Triplophysa rosa
Lineage: Eukaryota; Metazoa; Chordata; Actinopteri; Cypriniformes; Nemacheilidae
Product: partitioning defective 3 homolog B-like
Exons: 15
Biological process (GO): establishment of centrosome localization; establishment of cell polarity; microtubule cytoskeleton organization
Cellular component (GO): cell cortex; adherens junction; apical junction complex
Molecular function (GO): protein binding; phosphatidylinositol binding
Source: RefSeq, a predicted model, not a curated record
UUUAACAGGGCACAGGAAAUUUUCCGCCAAGCCAUGCGUUCGCCCAUUGUUCGUUUAGAAGUUGUUCCGGUGGUUAAUAAAGAUCGCUUCGAGAAGGGUGUGAUCAGUCACCUCUUCAACUCGCAAAACCGUGAUUUGUCCACACGCUGCAAGGACCCCCCACCGCUGAAGGUGAAGCCCAUAGUGCGACCUGUGGAGUCCUCUAUAGGAUGGCACGCCGAGCUGCAGCAGUCAAGCAGCAGUAUAGAGAUUCACUCUUUAGGAUCUUCACUACCCCUCAGCCUCUCCCCCACCCCCAGAGGACAGAGCAGCGAAAGCCCCCUCCUGAAAACAAGUGUGGGGCCAUCACCUCUGCAGAAUCCCUAUAGAAAGAGCGGAAAGAGAAUCAGAAUCGACCUGAAGAAAGGUCCGGAAGGAUUGGGCUUCACAGUUGUGACCAGAGAUUCUUCAGUGCAUGGACCCGGCCCCAUCCUCGUCAAAAACAUCUUACCCAGAGGAGCUGCUGUUAAAGAUGGCCGCCUGCAGUCGGGUGACAGGAUCCUGGAAGUGAACGGUGUGGACAUCACGGGCCGUACUCAGGAGGAACUGGUGGCCAUGUUACGCAGUACUAAGCAGGGUGACAGCGUGUGUCUAGUUGUGGUCAGACAAGAAGACAUGUUCCUGCCACGGGAGCUGAAAGAGGAGCAGGCACGUUUGCUCUGGUCUGAAGACGGGAAGGAGCAGCGGAUGUUUGAGGUCCCUCUCAAUGACUCUGGAUCAGCUGGGUUAGGGGUCAGCCUGAAGGGUAAUAAGUCUCGAGAGACCGGCGAGGACUUGGGCAUCUUCAUCAAGUCCAUCAUCCAUGGAGGAGCAGCUUUUAAGGAUGGACGUCUGCGUGUUAAUGAUCAGCUUAUUGCCGUCAACGGUGAAUCACUCUUGGGGAAGUCUAACCAUGAGGCCAUGGAGACCCUGCGGAGAUCGAUGUCUAUGGAAGGGAAUCUAAGAGGAAUGAUCCAGCUGGUUGUACUCCGUGCUCUGCUAGCACCAAAUCAGGAGUUCCAGGAAACGCGGCGAAUUCUCAAUCGAUCCUUCGAUAGCUGCGUGGGACAGGCGGGGCACCUCGGCCAAUCGGACGGCGGCGUUCAGUCCCCCAUGAUGAUGAACAGCAUCUACGAGAGAUGUGCGGUUUCAAAUGGAGGAUACGGUCACGUGGAAGAGGGGGAUGAUGAAGGGUUGGCUGCUAAUCCGCACAGACAGGACAGCCUGAAGCUCCAGCAGAGUGUGCAUUCAGGUCUUGGUUCAGCUGACGUGUCUGUAAGCGACGGAGGUCAGAAGGGUCGUAUGGAGCAGAAUCAUGUGAAGUCCUCUAAGAGCAUGGAUCUGGGAACCGAAGGGGUCGAGUUGGGACCCACGUUAGGUCUAAAGAAGUCCAGCUCUUUAGAGAGUCUUCAGACUGCCAUGACGGAGGCAAAGAAAAACGAGCUGCUGCCCUUCCACAGGCCCCGCCCUCACAUGGUUAGGGGGCGGGGCUGCAACGAGAGUUUCCGAGCAGCUAUUGACAAAUCUUAUGAUGGGCCGCCAGAGGAUGAUGACGAUGACGGUUCGGACCCGAGCUCUGGACGAGACACUCCAGCCAGCGGCUCCUCCAGACAGGGUGCAGGAGACAACGAGGACAACAAGAAGGACAAGAAGAAGAAGGACAAAGGAAAGAAGAAAGACAAGUUGAAAAGCAAAGGAAAAGAGAAGAAGAAAACAGAGGAGGCCAGUGAUGAACUGGAUAAGAAGACCAAGAAGAAAGGUUUCGGAUUGCUGAGAUUUGGGAAGAAAAAAGAAGAAAAGGGCAAGACGGAGAUGAAAAUGAAUGCACAGAAGCAGACGUCUGAAAUUCUGAGCGAGGACGAGCUGGAGAGGAUGAAGGAGGAGAGGGAAAGAAUCGAAGCCAAGCACCAGGAGCUGAGGGACCGGGAGGUUCAAAAUCGCUUCUGCCCACCUGACGUGGAGGACGAUGAUCUGGACCCGAACUAAGCCCGCAUCAACACCUUCAGGGAGCGCGGGUCACCUUCCCAGCCAAUCUAUGGGAACCGUAGCCCCUCCCCACAGAGACCCCCAGUGUCCCACAGCAGAGAUCCGUCCACAGGGGACCCUCUGGACGGUCUGUAUGCCAAAGUCAACAAGCAGCGAAACGCUCCGCCUCCUGCAGCAGACAACAGCAUGGAGCGUAUCCAGCAGCUGAGACGAGAGUAUCUUCAGGCUCGUAGAGAAGGAGCAGCUCCUGCCUAUGAGGAGGUGGAGGCCCAGCGGAGAGGACCAGAGUACGACCCACACAGAAUGCCGGUGAGACACCCCGACCCCAGACUAGCACCCCGCUACGAGGAUGUAGAGCGACAGUACGCCUCCCUGCCCAGGAGACCACCAGAAGCUAACGAGUAUCCACAGCAACCGUGGGCCCCCGCACACUACCCACAGCCAGGCUACCACCCCAGCUACCCUCGCCCGGUAGACCCCCGGGUUGACUCGGGGUUCUAUCACCCUCCUCCACAGCAGAGGGGUCCGCUUCGGCAGGACGUACCCCCUUCUCCCACCGUUCCUCCCAGAGCUCCUCGGUACGACACCAUGAACCGCGGAGGCUACCGCAACACCAGUCCGGAGCGCUACGCGUACGGAGAGGCGCGGCACUCGGACCCGAGACAGAAAAACCCAAUGACGGCAGCCGUUUAAACGUUUCGUUUCUAUUCGUGUAUACGGUGUUUAUAAAGCGAGCACCACGGUGCCAAUCAUGUGAAAUCAAACCGGUAUUUACAUGUAUUUUGCUGGAUCGGAUUCUCUGUUUGCUGGACAAAGCUACGUCUUACAGAGAGUCAUUAAUACGUUCUCCAGCUCCACUUUCACUAUCAAUUUAAUGUGUGCGUCUGUGUGUCACAUCUUAAGAAUGAAUGCUGUCCUACUCUCUGAGGUUUGGACAAUCGCAGUAUGGCGGUACAGUAGUUAUGUUCAAUAGUUAUGUUAGAACCUGAUCUGUGAUGUCACUCUUUGACUCCAGAUGGCCACCAAUCACUUUGUGACUCUGCAAACGGCAGACUUGAAUGUUAAAUGUCACUUUAUAAGUAAAUAAUCCUAACGCUUCCGUAAUAAUACUUCAAGACGUGUUUUGUUAAAACGGCACAAUGCAACAUUGUGCUCGUAACCGUCCUGUGUGUGACGUUAUGUAAACAGAAAGAUGAAGAGAACGAGCUUGUUUGUCAGGAAGAGGAAAGGAGGGUCCGAAGAACCUCUGACACAGAGGAAGGAUGAGAGAGGGGAAGAUAUUUACCCCCAUCAACCGUGCCCACCUGAAGCCACACCCAGUUGAGCACAAUUAAACAUCCAGGAUGGGCUGUCAGACAUUUUAACCUUAAAAAAUAAAUCGUUUUAGGGAAUCGCACUGUAGGUUUGCGGGAAGGGGUUGCCACUACAGUUUUGUACUCCAGUUUUAGUUAUUAAGAUAUCGAUGUACUUUUUUGAUAGUAUUUCACUCCUGUUUAAAGGGAUCGUUUGACCGAAAAUAAAAAUUGAUGCAUCGUUUACUCGCCCUCAUGUCAUUACAAACCUGUAUGGGUUUCUUUCUUCUGCAGAACACAAAGAAGAUAUUUUGAAGAAUGUCGGUAACCUAACAAUAUUGGCCUCCGUUGACUUCCAUUAUAUGGACACAAAACAUUAUAUGAGACAUUUCUCAAAAUAUCUACUUUUGUGUUCCACAGAAGAAAGAGUCGUACAGGUUUUGAAUGAGGGUGAAUGACCAAUGACAUAAAUGGUUUUUUUAAGGGUGGACUGUCUCUUUAAUAUUUUUACAUUGUUCGGUACAAAAGACUCUCUCUGCCUUCAGAGUUUAGGUAACAGGAGAAGUAUUAUUGACACUAGUUAUGCAAUUAUCAUGUCAAACACGUAUAUGUAACAUUUACAAAAGAAAAUGAUUUAUGUAGUAUGACUGCAUACAUUAACACUAUGUAUAAACUUUAUAUAACACAUUUUCAAUAAAUAUGCAUUUG